AUGGCUACUACUGAGUAUAUCGUUUUUACCCCUGCCCUCGGGCAGGCGGUUACAGUUUCCCCCAGAGUUCCAAGAAUUGCAGUUUAUGCAAACUCGCCGAAACCAAUCAAACUGGUGGCCAAAUUCGAAGGUGGUACUUCGGAUUUCGAGCAGUUGCCAGGCAAAAUUUUGUUUGCACAUGGGUGGUCCCGCGACCACGACCGGGAGUUUUCAACAGAGCUUGUUCUCGAAGAAGGCGAGAAUCUAAAGAGCCAAAAACUGGACUGGCUCGAUAUCAACGACUGGGAAGGCUGGGCCUGGUAUAGAUCAAGAGAGACGUGGAUUGAGGCGUCUUUUACGCCAUUGAGCAAACUGUUACCAAAUACACCGACACACAACCUCCUGCUACGGCCAAAACCCCCGAAAAUAGAUCCUAAAUCAGUCCUGGCGGUAUUCCCAGCCUCUCCGCCUGGAGCUUUUAUCCAUCUCAGUGCCGCGCGUGUUGGAGAGGCACCUGGUGUUUACAUCCGUGCCCGGCGAGUCAAGAAGUGUGGCAGGAUCGUUUCAUACGUUGGUGCAAAACUUACCGUUCACAAUGGAGAGCUAAAUGCAAUUCGCGGAGCAAUUGAUGUUGCGCGUAAAAAGUACGGCUACUCUACGGCUCCCUUUACUCAGGAGACUGGCCACAGUCCCUUCGACCGUCUUGGCUUCUGCACAUGGUCAAGCAUUGGUGAAAAUGUUCCGUUAACACUAAAUCUUAUGGAUGACUUGGUCCAUAAAUUGGCCAAAUUUAACAUCCCAGUCGGUACUUUCAUCAUUGAUGAUGGCUGGCAGGAUAUUCGUUAUGGGCUCAAUGGCAGCGAGAAGACGCGAGGGCUGUGGAGCUUUGACACAUGGGAGCACAUGAACAGUCCGCUUUCGGAUGUUGUAUGUCUGAUCAAGAAGACGCUCCCGACAGUGGAAGACGUUGGAGUCUGGAUGACUCUACACGGAUACUGGAACUCAAUUGCCCCAACUUCGCCGCUAGCAAAGAAGUAUGAGAUGCGGACAUUCAAAUUGAAUCGGGACAACAUUCAAGGAAUCGACUGGCCCAAAAAUGACUUUGAUGACCAGCAAUCCGGUUCUAUAUCCAACCCCGAGAAAAGGACAUGGUGCUUACCGCCUCUCCAUCUGGCGUAUGCGUUUUGGAAAGACUAUUUUACAAGCUGCUUUGAUGCCGGCAUCAGUUUUGUGAAAGUCGAUGACCAGGCUUAUGGCUCACUUCUAGAUGGGGUCUCGGGCGGCGAGGAGUUCGUCGCUAUGUGGGAUGGCAUGACCAGAGCCGCCAAUGAAGUCUUCGGGGACAGCAAAGUAAUCCAUUUCAUGGCCCACUACGAGCGUACCUUCAAUGGUGACAUUGGAAUGGGGGUUGCGACGCAAGGCAGGAAGAUCGUCAUCAGGAAUUCUGAUGAUUUUGGUCUCAAUCGACCUGAUAUCCACCGCAACCAUAUCCACUAUAAUAUCUACAACGCGAUGCUUACCUCCCAACUAUGUCUUAUUCCAGAUCCCGAUAUGUUUGUGACAAGUGCCCAGUGGCCAGAAUACCACGCAGUCUUGCGUGCUUUUUUCGAAGGCCCUCUCUUGCUCGCUGAUAAGCCAGGGCAGCUUGAUCUCGAGAUCCUAAAUAAAUUGGUUGGAAGGUCAACGACGAACACCUACGAAGUAGUUAAGGCGCCACAGACAAUCAGGCCGCUGUCGAGGAAUGUGUGGGAAGGAUGUUUAGAUGGGGGUGCUGGCCCAGCAAUCAAAGGCGUCUCAUAUUUUCCUAACGCCAGAUCCGCAUCUCUCAUCCCUUGGAACGCACGAAAAAGCGCAUUCGAUAACGCAGUGGACAUUAUCUUCGAGCUCGACCUCAUUGAUGCUUUGGAAGGCAUCGAGAAACCUGUUAAUGGAGAUGGGAACUUCGAUGUUGCGCUGUGGCUCUCUAAUGCCGGCGCAGCUAAGUCUGUGAGACUGAGGGGCUUUGGACAAGACAAAUUUUAUGAGACAUCUUCGAUGCCAGUGAUAUCUACGUUGAUAGGCCCGCAGGCGUCAGAGACGCUUACUAUUGCGCCCUACGAAUAUCUCGGCCACACCAUGGUUGCAUGUCUCGGAUUGAUUGAUAAAUAUGCUGGUCUUGCGGCUAUCCAAAGGAGUCGAGCCAUAACCGGGAAGUUGUCUAUAGACUUUAGUUUCAAUGGCGUUGCUGGUUUUCUCGUCAUGUUGAGAGCGGAAGACGUUGGGAAGAGGGCCAGAGUCACGGUUGAUAACAUCUCGACUCCAUUUGUUGUCAAAUCAAAAGGAAAUGGGUUGUGUCUCAUUGAGGUGGAUUUUGCAAGCAUACAAGCUGUCCUUGCCAAAGAUAGCUGGACCGUAGCGGUACAAAUUUGA
Messenger RNA from Hyaloscypha bicolor E, 2388 nucleotides. RefSeq names its product glycoside hydrolase family 36 protein. Bases 1 to 2388 code for a protein of 795 amino acids. The record is from RefSeq and is a predicted model, not a curated record. The transcript has 2 exons. Lineage: Eukaryota; Fungi; Ascomycota; Leotiomycetes; Helotiales; Hyaloscyphaceae.